UCUCCGCACGAGGGAAGGGGGGCGCCGGGCUUUCUCCGCAAAAGCGUGCGGUGCCGGCGGAUGCGAGGGCGUCUGUGCAGUCUGUCUGUGCACACUCCCGGCUGCCUGGACGCGUAUUUUCCCCAGUACCGACGGGCACCGCCCGCUCCCCUGCCGAGCCGGACUCUGCAUCUCGCUCCCCUGCGGAGCCCCGGCCUUCCCCGCUCGCCAGCGGCCGACGCCGGUGCACAGAAAAACGCCCGUGGCGGGAGCGUUCGGGGAGCUGGGGCACCAGGCCGCCGGCACGGCGGACAGCUGCCUAGCUUCGGCACCGGCACGGACCGGCGGCCGCCCCUCGGGCGGCCUCGCUGCCGGCUGUCCACGGAGCUUCCCACAGCAGGGCGCUCCCCAGACUGGCUCUGCAAGCCCGCAGCUCCGACCAAGCUCCCGGCGGCGGCGCCCGCCGCCCGGUGUUUCACGUCGCCGGGCCUCUCCCCCGGCCGCCGACGUGCGGGCAGUCCCAGGACCUGGCCGAUUUGGCUCGGUAGCCCUAGCGGAACGGCCCCGGCCCGGGAGGAGGCGCCACCGCCGGCGGUGCACGACGGUGACUGAUCCAGCCCGCGCUCCCCCCCUCGGAAGGAUGGAUGUGAACGAGCUACUAAGUGUAGUUACUAAUAACAAUAACAAUAAAUUAUCGGA
Vidua chalybeata is the source of this 678-nucleotide messenger RNA. Its product is annotated as translation initiation factor IF-2-like. Lineage: Eukaryota; Metazoa; Chordata; Aves; Passeriformes; Viduidae. The transcript has 2 exons. Bases 61 to 591 code for a protein of 176 amino acids. The record is from RefSeq and is a predicted model, not a curated record.